GCUAACUUCAUAAACUCAUACCUACUAUCUUCUAGUCUAUUUCUAUACUGCAUAAUAUAUUUAUAUUCUUCCUGCCCAUUCCUACUGAAAUGUUUCCUUCUUAAUUAAACUAAUAAUAUGUGCACAGACGUUUUGAGUUACUGUUGGCAACCAGGCAAGUAAAUAUACGCACUGGUUAACCAAUAUAGUCGUGGACUCCGUAUUACCAUGGAAUUACAAGGACUAAAAGACACAAUACUUUGGGCCUCGAUAUUCCCGACAUAACUGCAACCAAGAUAAAUCUCCAGAGCAUCCGAAAUUAUUUUUAUUAAGAUAGUAAAUUAAAUAAAAUCAAUGUUGCUUCUAUUUCAGCAUGGAUGUAGAUAAACCAUCAUAAAAUAUUGAAUUUUACUUAGUGUUCUAGCUAUAUGAUUGUUGUUACAUAAGCAGGUUUUGCUAGGGUUAUUAUAGUCCUGUUGUUGUGACCUACAAGAAAUGGCGAUGGCAGGCCCGUGCGUGGCUAACAGAAUGAACAUGAAGUGCAAAACUAAUUCUAUGGUUAAAUCCCCAAAUUUAGUUGCAUACAAACAUUUGUUGCGUAGUCAGAAACCUGAGUUUUAUUGCUCUGCAAGUCCUGUCAACAUUGUUCACCGAAUUUCUCUCAGAUUGGGAGGUAAAACGUACAGAACAGCUAUCAGAGCUACUUCAGUUGACAAUGAAGAUUCUUCUGAGGGCCUGGACUCAGGAUAUGGAACAUGUGAUCCUUUAUGUUCGGUGGAUGAAAUGGAUUCACUUGAUUAUGAAGCUAAUUACAAGCCAAAGACCGAUUUACUGAAGGCUCUUACUAUUUUUGGCUCUGUUGCUGUUGGAGCAGCAGCUAUUAAUCAUUCUUGGGUAACUGAUAAUCAGAAUCUUGCAAUGGUAUUGGUUUUUGCAUUGGGAUAUGCUGGUAUUAUCUUUGAGGAGUCCCUUGCUUUUAAUAAGAGUGGUGUUGGACUUUUGAUGGCUGUUAGUUUAUGGGUGAUUAGGAGUAUUGGGGCUCCAUCACCUGAUAUAGCUGUCGGGGAAUUGACCACAACAUCUGCAGAAGUUAGUGAGAUAGUAUUCUUCUUACUUGGUGCAAUGACAAUAGUUGAGAUAAUUGAUGCACAUCAAGGAUUCAAGUUGGUGACUGAUAAUAUCACCACUCGGAACCCUCGUUUACUUCUUUGGGUGAUUGGCAUCAUUACCUUUUUUCUUAGUUCCAUACUGGAUAAUUUGACUUCUACAAUUGUGAUGGUGUCCCUUUUGAGAAAACUAAUUCCAGAUCCUGAUUAUAGAAGAUUUGUGGGAGCAGUUGUUGUUAUUGCAGCUAAUGCUGGUGGGGCGUGGACACCCAUUGGAGAUGUGACUACUACUAUGUUGUGGAUACAUGGACAUAUUUCUACUUUAAGAACAAUGCAGGACCUCUUUCUCCCUGCAGCAGUUUCCUUGAUAGUCCCCUUGGCCCUUAUGUCGCUAACCAGUGAAGUUAACAGAAAACAGGAGGUACCAGAUUUGAAUGCAUCAGAGCAGAUGGCACCAAGAGGACAACUUGUUUUUGCUGUUGGUAUCGGGGCAUUGCUAUUUGUGCCUGUCUUUAAGGCACUAACAGGAUUGCCUCCAUUUUUGGGUAUGAUUUUUGGCCUUGGAGUGUUGUGGAUCCUGACAGAUGCAAUUCAUUAUGGGGAUUCUGAGCGUCAGAGAUUAAAAGUUCCACAAGCUCUUUCACGAAUUGAUACUCAAGGGAUCCUCUUCUUCCUUGGCAUUUUGUUGUCUGUAGGGAGUUUGCAGUCAGCUGGAAUUCUCAAAGAAUUGGCUAACUAUCUUGACACCCACAUCCCAAGUAUUGAACUAAUUGCUAGUUCCAUAGGUGUCGCAUCAGCAGUGAUAGAUAAUGUACCACUGGUUGCAGCUACAAUGGGAAUGUAUGAUAAAGUAGACUUUCCAAUGGAUUCAGAGCUUUGGCAACUAAUUGCUUACUGUGCUGGAACCGGAGGUUCAAUGCUUAUCAUCGGAUCUGCAGCUGGGGUUGCUUUUAUGGGAAUGGAGAAAGCUGAUUUCUUUUGGUACUUGAAAAAGGUUAGUGGAUUUGCAUUCGCUGGUUAUGCUGCAGGUAUUGCUGCAUAUGUAGCAUCCCAUAACUUCCAUUUGCCAUCUACGACAUUAGCUCAACUUCCCUUUCUAUCAGGUUGAGAGGACCUUUGCUGGAAAUAUUUAGCAACAGGUUGACUGAAUCUCAUCAAGGGAUGUUUAGUAAACCGUGGAAUCAAAUCUCAUAAUAAUAAGCAAAGGCCUGUUACUAUUGAAUGCAUCUACGAUCUAAAAUUACUAGAAAAACAGUUUUCUUCUCUUCUACUAUGGUUCUUCUGUAAUAGAAAACAUUAUUUUCUGGGAGAGACUGGAGAUAGCCCAUUCACUGAAGCAGUAACAGUUGUUAUCUUUCACCUGGAUGUCUUCCAGAAUACAAACUGAUUUGAAGUAGAGAAACGCAGUGGCUUUUCUUUUGAAUGGGAGGGAUGCUGUAACCUUAUGGAGAUAACCUUUCUCCUCAUUCUUUUGAUUCGCAGAUAUCCAUGCAUAUUUUAAAGAGUUAUUUCAUCUCAAGUAUGUUGUUAUUAUAGGUUGUUAAGAAUUUCUUUGCACGUGAACAACGAACUUUAGAUUUAACACGUUCAAUUCACGUAAACUAGUUGUGCUCAAUAAUGAGUACGCCCAAAUAGCAAUAUUCGACUGGCUGGUGGCAGAUGUAAUUUGAUUGUGAAGUAUUUUUAUGAAGAUAUCCCCAAUUUCGCAGUGUAA
This is a messenger RNA of Cryptomeria japonica (Japanese cedar), 2799 nucleotides long. RefSeq names its product sodium/proton antiporter 2. Gene Ontology annotation, molecular function: antiporter activity. Lineage: Eukaryota; Viridiplantae; Streptophyta; Pinopsida; Cupressales; Cupressaceae. The record is from RefSeq and is a predicted model, not a curated record. Gene Ontology annotation, cellular component: membrane. The transcript has 10 exons. Bases 475 to 2193 code for a protein of 572 amino acids. Gene Ontology annotation, biological process: sodium ion transport; transmembrane transport.